AUGCGUCCUGCCGCGAUGUUGAUGCAGCUGGCUCUGACCGUCUCGUCAGUUGCCCCGGUGGUUUCUGCAUGGCCCAACUGGCUUCCCGAGCGCGAGGCCCUCAUUGUUCGCGCUGAUAGCAGUGACUCUGACACCGCCACUCCCUCCCCAUCAGCAACCGGAUCUGCAACCGAUGCCAAGGAGACAGGAAAGACGACGGGCAACCUUAACACGGCCUCGGCCACUGGAUCCAAGACCGCGUCUGGUAGUGGUAGCAAGAGCAAGAGUUCAUCGACGCCGACUCACACCACAUUUGCCCAGGAUGCGCCCGUGGGUGGCGUCAGCAUGAUUGUGCCGGCCAACACAGCUCUCGGCACCGCUUUGUACAGAAUUAGCGACUACAUCACCUUUAGCUGGAACUACACGUCCCUGCAAGGCACCCCUACGGCUGUCGAUGUUCUUGCGAGUUGCUCUACUGCCCGUGCCACCUGGACCUUGACGGGCAACAUGACUUUCGCGACUUCUGCCGAAUUGGUCUGGGAUACCAAGCCGCCGGCCAAUGACCCGAAGCAGCCUCUCCUCACCGCGGAGUACUCACUCAUCAUCAAAGAUUCCGAUAGAUCCCUUGAUGAUCGCCCCGAGCCCGGCUACUUGGGCGCCGAUUCCGCCCUCGGCUUCGGCCUGUAUGCCGGCAAGCCCUACCAGAACUUGAGCACGUGGACUUGCCCUGGCUGCCGUGCCAGCUCUGCCUCCCGGUCCAUUGAUGAUCAGGCGCUCAAGUUUGCCGCCACCAUGAGUGUUGCCACGGUCCUCGGCUUUACCUGGUUUGUUACCGGCCUGGGCAUCAACUGA
This is a messenger RNA of Beauveria bassiana ARSEF 2860, 831 nucleotides long. RefSeq lists its product as uncharacterized. Lineage: Eukaryota; Fungi; Ascomycota; Sordariomycetes; Hypocreales; Cordycipitaceae. The record is from RefSeq and is a predicted model, not a curated record. The transcript is spliced from 2 exons. Bases 1 to 831 code for a protein of 276 amino acids.